This is a messenger RNA of Phycodurus eques (leafy seadragon), 2636 nucleotides long. Its product is annotated as high mobility group nucleosome-binding domain-containing protein 5. Lineage: Eukaryota; Metazoa; Chordata; Actinopteri; Syngnathiformes; Syngnathidae. The transcript is spliced from 4 exons. The record is from RefSeq and is a predicted model, not a curated record. Bases 427 to 2214 code for a protein of 595 amino acids.
CAUGUCCCGCUGUUUGCGACCCCUCGCGCCCAUUUGAGGAGAGGGAGGGGGUGGGGGGGGGCAUAGACAACGAGAGGGGAGGGGGAGAGGAGAGAGAGAGAGAGAGACAGAGCGAGAGCGCGCGCGCGAGCGAGGACGUCUGGGAGGAUUUGUCGUCUUUCGCAGUCCGCCACACAACAAGCUGAUUAUUCCUCCGCACCGACCGGAUUUACACGCACGGAAGCAGGAGUCGGGAGGAUUAGUAGGAUGCCGAGUACCUUCCCUCCACGCCGUCCAUCUCAACCCUGCUUGCCGUGAGCUGAGGGCACUGCCUAACGGGAGGAACAAAUCACUAGAGAGGGCGAGGAAGCGGGCAGGGAACAAGGCCAGGGAAGGAAAGAAGGAACACACUCUCUCUGUGGUCGCAGUUUGCCGUCACGUUAGGAAAUGGCGGCAACGGAAGCCAGCGCGGCGCCCGCGGUCCAGGAAGACGGGAAGACUCCGGAGAGCGAGCAGACAGAGGCCGAACAACCCGCACAGAACUCAGAGACCGUCAACAGCGAGGUCACGGACAAAGACGGCCCUACGGGCAACAGCGAGGUCGCGCCGACCAAAGAGACUGUCGAAAACGACGCGGCGGCGAGCGGCGAUGAGGAGGCCGGAGCCGCCGGCGGCGAGGCGGCGCCCGCUCGGAGCUCGGAGAACCACGAGCACAAGACCUCCUUCCUGGACUCCUUCCUGAACAAGAGCGGCCUGGGUAAGGUGAUGGCGGGGAGAAAAAAGAAAGAACCCAGCGCCGCGGCAGGAGCCGGACCGGAGGACGCCGCCGCCGAAGGGGCCGAGAAAGCCGCAGAGGAGCCGGCGGGAGCGGAAGGAGGCAGCGAGGGCGAGGCCGUCGCAGAGAAAGCGCUGGAAAAUGGAGAGAAGGAUGACGAGAAGAAGGGCAAAGAGUCCAAGUCUUCAGUUCGAGAUCUGAUCAGGAAGCCGGUGGCCAGGAUCUUCUCCCAUCGAAGCACAGAGAAGAAGGACGGCAACACCCUCGAACCUCCCAAGCAAGUCAAGGUCCGCUCCAAGUCCCUGGACCGCCUGGAGGAUCCCGAAGCACUGAACGCAACCACGGACUCCGCCGCUGAGGAGGUGGGAGGAGCAGAAGUAGGAGCGGAGGCAGAGACGGAGCAGAAAGCCUCCUCGUCUUCCUCGGCCACCACUAAGCACAUGAAGCGUUGGCACUCCUUCAAGAAGCUCAUGGCUCAGAAAGCACACAAGAGGAACAGCGGCGCAGAAGACGGCGGCGACGGAGAAGGAGGCGGAGACUCCUCCACGUUGGACUCCAAGGAGUCGGGCCAGAAGAGGUGGAAGCUCAAGCGCUCCUGGACCUUCCAGGGCCUCAAGAGGGAUCCGUCCAUGGCGGGCAUCAGCGGUAAGAUCAAGACCGCCGACAAAGACUCUGCCGACACGCCGGAGGAGGCGCGAGACGCAGACGAAGGGGCCGAGGAGGCCGAGGCCGAGGCCGAGGCCGAGGGGGGCGGCGAGGAGGAUAAGGCCGACGACGGAAGCGAGGAGAAAGCGGACGGAAGUGAGGAGGAGAAGGCGGUGGGAGGAGCCACCGUCACGCAACACGCCAACGAGAUCUGGACUUCCUUCAAGAAGCGUGUCAUCCCCAAGUCCAAGCGCGCAAAUACGGAGUGCCAGCCCAGCGGGGAAGAUGAUGCGGCUUCUGCAGCCCCCGCCUCAGGUGAGGACGGCGCAGCAGAAGACGGAAAAGACGGAAAGUCCGCCAAGGUCAAGCGUUCCCACUUCGGCCGGGCCGUCUCCCUCAAGAACUUCAUCCUGCGCAAAGGCAAGUCCACCAGCGUGGACAUGAGCGACGCCGCCAAGGAGGAAGAGGAGGAGGUCGCCGCCGCCACCGCCGAGGGAGGAGAAGACGGCAAUGGAGACGCCCAAGUCGACGCUGCCGCAGAAACCGACGACGAGAGCCUCCGGCGGCAGGAAGCCCAGCCCGAGGCGCAGAAGACGCCGGGCCACGCUCCCGUCACCAACGGCGAGAACGGCUGCGAGAACGGAACGGCCGAGGACGACGGCCACGAUCGCCGAGAGGACGACGAGAAGAAGAACAACAGCCCGCUGAAGAAGGCCAAGGAGCUGGGCGGGGCCAAGGAGGAGACCAAUGCCCAGGUCAUCAACACCAUGGCGCCACCUGUGAACAGCGCAGACAAAAAGGCGGGCAGCGCGUGAGGCCACACAAAGAGGAUUAGAACUUCCCGGGAUUCGCUGAGCAAGGAGCUCUGAGCCCCCCCUCGCACCCACACCCAAAUCCUCCUUCCUUGACAACCCCCCCCCCCACCCCCAACCCCCAACCCCCCAAAAAAAGGAGUAAUCACGUGUUUUAUCAGGUCGCCAUGGCGACAAGGAGCGAGCGGCUGGGAGAGUUCAUGUAGUUGACAAACAAAAAUAUCCUAAAUACUCGGAAAGCAAUAAUUCACCAACCCCGCAUUCCAUUUCCUCUGCUUGUCUGUGACAUUUUAUAUCAUCCACAAGAGAAAUGCUGAAAUGUAAAGCUAGAAAAACAAUUGCAUUCCCAUUCCCCCCUAUACACAGCCCUGAUUGGUGGAAAAAUAAAAUACAAAAAGAAAAAAAAAAUAAGACUGCUAGUUUUA